CGUUAGUCUUCCCCCGCCCCCUGUCCCCCCCUCACCCCUGCCCCGGCCCGGCUCGGCUGUGUUUGUGUCAGUUUCAUGCCAACAUGGAACUUGUAAAUAGUAAAGAAAAGGAAAAACUCGUGAAAAAUGGGCUUCACAAUGAUGAAAAGGAAAUUGAAGAACAAAAGCAAUGUCACAAGAGUCUUAAGGUCCAUAUCGAGCUAGACUGCAUUGCUGUCACCCUAUUUUUAGUUGGUUUAUGUAUGAGGCUUUAUCAUUUGGAAGAGCCUAAAAGUAUUGUAUUCGAUGAACUUCACUAUGGGAAGUUUGUUGGCAUGUACAUGAAGCGGAUAUUUUUUUUCGAUCAGCAUCCUCCUUUUGGGAAGCAACUUGUUGCUGCAGUAGCUUAUCUCGCUGGUUUUGAUGGUGAAUUUAAAUUUGACAGCAUUGGAAGUCCCUACCCUGCAAGUGUUCCUAUAUUUGCCUUGCGGCUGGUGCCUGCUAUCAGUGGAGCUCUGCUAUUGCCUGUUGCGUAUCAUGUUGUCCUUGAGCUCGGCUUCAGCCAGUGGACUGGAGCACUUGCUGGCUUCUUCCUUCUGUGUGAUAAUGCUCUUUUAACACAGUCAAGAUUCAUUUUGAUGGAACCAAUGUUGUUAUUGUUGUCUCUUUUGGGAUUGCUUUGCGUGCUGAAAUUCAGGAAAUUACGUGAACAGCCUUACAGUGUCAAGUGGUGGCUUUGGCUUUCUCUUGCAGCUACCUUCUUGACCCUUGCAGUUUGUGUGAAGUACAUUGGAGGGUUGACGUACUCAUUGUGUAUGGCAAUUCUGCUACGGGACUAUUGGCAUCUCCUUGGCAACCGAAGCCUUCCUAGUGGUGCUUUGCUACGCCAGUUCGCUGGCAGACUAUGCGUGCUCAUUGCCAUUCCGUCUGCAGUUUACCUCGCUGUGUUCUAUGUCCACCUCAGUGUCUUGAACCAUGCUGGGCCCCAUGAUACUAUAAUGACAAGUGCUUUUCAAGCAAGCCUCGAGGGAGGCUUGGCUUCUAUCACACAUGGACAGCCUCUGCAAGUGGCGCAUGGGUCCCAGAUCACGCUGCGACACACGCAUGGCCGGCCGUGUUGGCUUCACUCUCAUGAUGCAGUCUAUCCAAUCCGGUACAGUGAUGCGCGAGGGUCGUCCCACCAACAGCAGGUCACAUGUUAUACUUUCAAGGAUGUUAAUAAUUGGUGGAUAGUAAAGCGUCCAGAUCGCAAUGAUAUGGUGGUAUCAGAACCAGUUGAUGCAAUUCAGCAUGGGGAUGUCAUUCAGCUUGUUCAUGGCAUUACAAGCCGAGCUCUGAACUCUCAUGAUGUAGCAGCAGCAAUGUCUCCACAUAAUCAGGAGGUCAGCUGUUACAUUGACUAUAAUGUGUCAAUGUCUGCUCAGAAUCUUUGGCGAGUUGAAAUUAUAAAUGAAGACCAGACUGGCAAAGUGUGGCAUGCUAUUCGCUCUAUGGUACGUCUAGUUCAUGUAAACACAUCACAAGCUCUAAAAUUCAGUGGAAGGCAGUUACCAGAUUGGGGCUUUCAUCAACAUGAAGUGGUAACAGACAAGCAUUUAGUGCAAGAUGACACUGUAUGGAAUGUUGAAGAACAUCGAUACACUAAAGCUGAAGACCAAAAGGAACGGGAGAGAGAGCUUGUUAAUGCAGAAAUGAUUCCAAUGUCUGCUACCAAGCUUACCUUUUGGGACAAAUUUUUAGAACUUCAAUAUAAAAUGUUGUUUUCGAACACUGAAAGUGUGCAAAACCAUAUGUACAGCAGUGACCCUUUGGAAUGGCCUCUGCUGACAAGAGGAGUGGCAUAUUGGGUUAGCAGGGACAGCAAUGCCCAAGUCCACCUUCUCGGAAAUAUUAUUGUCUGGUGGUCAGCAUCCAUGGGAGUUGUGGUGUAUUCCAUGCUUUUGGUGUGGUACACCCUCCGGCGCAGGCGUGCGUGCUAUGACCUACCUGAUUAUCUUUGGACACAGUUUGUGUCCAUUGGAGAGGUGCUGCUGCCCGGGUACCUUAUUCACUACCUACCAUUUUUCCUAAUGGAUCGCACUCUAUUCUUACAUCACUACCUGCCGGCUUGCGUUUUCAAAGUUCUACUUUUGGCAGCAACUGUUGAACAUAUUUAUCUGCUGUUGAGAAACCACAUUAAGUUUAAAAUGGUCUCCGUUGUUUUCCAAAUGGUGAUCUUUGUGUGGCUAUUAAUCAUUUUGUGGGUUUUCCGCAAGUUCUGUGUUCUAAGUUAUGGCACAACUGCCUUAUCUGUGAAUGAUGUUCUCUCACUGCGUUGGAGGUGGUCAUGGCAUCUUAUAUUGCAUCGGAAUGUACAUCUGUGAACUGACCACCAAAAGAAUCUUUCCUUGAUCUGAUAAAAUUUAGAAAACCUACAAAUCAAUUUUUAUUUUUAGCGGUUUUGGGCUGUUUUUCUUUGUGUUUGCAUGUCUCAAUGUCUGAAUUUGUUAUAUUUUAACAACAUUCAAAAAGACUGAUAGGAUAUUACCCUUUAAAUAUCAUGGACCGCAUGCUUUUAAAAUCUUGUUAAGGAUUGACUUUUAUACUACUGUACAAAUUCAAUGCUUCUUAAUGUUCCAUAAUUAAAUAGACAUGUUGGAGUUGGACGUCCUAGCAGUAGAUAAGAUUGUUAAUAAUAGUUAAAAUUGAUUUUUAUAUCUUUGUUUUUUGGCACCUUUCUUGGGCCUAAUAUUUAUAGCUGUUGAACGAAAUGAUGUUUUAUGACUUGUAAUGUAGUUAAGAACCACAAUGUGAUUAUUGUGUAUUGACCUUGUAAAUAUUUAUCUUAUUUAUUAUUUUUGUAUUUAUUUUACUUGCUCAAAAUCAUUGUCUUCUUACAUCACAAUCUAAGUAAUCAAACUGUUUUCAGUUAUCUGCUGUGUGGUAUUUUGAUUCUGAAGAGCAGCCAUUUCAAAAAUGUAUGAUCAAAGUGCCUUCUCUUAUGGUAUCCAUUACUUUGAAAAUGAGAAAAUGACUUGAUACUGUUUUUUAUUAUGUUGUAUACCUCUCUAAUGAAGUGUUAUGAACAAAUACUCUGUAAUUGAAAAUAUUUAUUAUCUGAUGCAUAGGAUGUUGUAUACUUAUGUUGUGGCAUGGCAGCUGAACUGUGCUAUAUUGGUGUUAUGCUCUGAACAUUUUUCUGAGACUUUAUUCAUGAUCGUUCCUUGACAGAAAGUUGUCAUUGGGCUCAAGAACUUAUCUUAGUUUGGUUGUGUGUGUUUGUAUCCCUUAUCAGUCAUGCUAAGUACCAAAUUUAAUCAGGAAAAAAUGUUUAUUCAAGUUACUUAUCAACAAAAUUUAUCUACAAUAGUGACCAUCUUUUUGUCUAAUGGAUGAUAAUACAUUUAACAUAAAACUUGCGAAUACAGUAAUAACACAUUCA
Molecule: messenger RNA, 3400 nt
Organism: Thrips palmi
Lineage: Eukaryota; Metazoa; Arthropoda; Insecta; Thysanoptera; Thripidae
Gene: rt
Product: protein O-mannosyltransferase 1
Exons: 13
Coding region: 84-2342 (752 amino acids)
Biological process (GO): protein O-linked glycosylation via mannose
Cellular component (GO): membrane; endoplasmic reticulum
Molecular function (GO): dolichyl-phosphate-mannose-protein mannosyltransferase activity
Source: RefSeq, a predicted model, not a curated record